AUGAACCAACAAGCCACUCCCGAGGUACAGCCCGCUGGCGUAGACCAGUGCCAACUCUUCUACGAACCCAUCGUUCUUGAGCAGGCUUUACAAGUAGCUUGUCGUGCCGGUCAAGACGUCUUUAACGGUACUCCGAAGGUAGAGAACGAUUCCCUUGCCAGUCAGGUCCAGGUCUUCCGCUCGUUUGUGGAAAAGUUGGCCCAGGUAUGCGACAAUGAACGUGGCGGUCAGACAGUCACUUCAUUCACCGUCCUCGAGGGAGAAGACGGCCCAGAGUACGUCUUCGGUUCUAAUCACAGAGACGCCGAUGAGCUGUCUGAGACUCAGCAGUUCGCCGAAGACCUACUUACUUUGGUGGGAAAGAAUCCUACUGGUCUCAAGCCCAAGCCUCUCGCCAAGCAGGUCCUUUGGAAGAUACUAUUGUUCAAUCUGCCACGUCUCGAUAUCUACCUGAACAAUGUUGGCAAAUAUCUGGACGCUUGCAUUGACGACUGUGAAAGACGGGGGGCCCCGGAAGUCCUCAAGUCGGAACUCCUGGUCCUGAAGAACAAAACAGACUUUCCACGGGAUCUUACAUCUGGGAACGUUCAAGACAAGUUUCUGAGUGAUUGUGAAAAGCUGAUCAAAGGAGUUGUGGCUAUCAAGAACACUCAGAUCGAUCAGGCCAUCAUGAGAAACGCCAAGGAUGGAGAAAUUUCCGAGUCAAAAUACUGGUCCGAGUUGCGCCACUAUCUCGGACGACUGCUCUCCUUCCGCCGUGCGACAGAUGCCAUCAUUGGCACUCAUGAGCGCCUACCGAAGCUUUUUCAAGACUUCAAGUUCACAGCUGUUCCGUCAAGCGAAGAUGCUCGAAGACCAUUGACGAAGUCCAUGUCCAUCACCGCGGCAUCCAUAAUCAAGAACAUGAUUCCAGAUGAUGAUGAGGAGCAACAAGAGUUCCUUCAGCACGCCGUCGAGAUGCAAAAGUUCGGUCUUGACAGCAUCAUCCAGAGGCAGAUCGGCAAGCGCACCUUCAAGCCGCGUGUUCAUGCUGAAGUACUCGUUCACAGCUAUCUGUUAAGCCGAGAUCUACAGCAUCCAAGGGACUACUUCAACAGUUGGAAGUACAUUGGCAGCAGCAAACCUACUUGCAGGCUCUGUGACUACUAUUUUGACGCGCACCCCGAUCGAAUGCAAGUGAGGAAGACCCACGACAACCUGUAUCCCAACUGGCGUAUCCCAGGAGUCUUUGAGGGCGCGGACUCUGGCGUCCUCGACGCCAAGACGCAGCGAUUGCUUGAAAAGAUUAUGGAGAGCGUGCAUGAUGAUGUGAAGAGGACACUGGAACAGAAGCAGCCCAAUGGAAGAAACCAUGAUUCGAACACUCUCACCACACUGCCGGAGGGCUUAGCAGGUUAUCCGUACAGUGACACCACGAGCGUGAGCGAAGCUGCCGCUCAGAUGGACGACAUGCAACUGAACGCUCGUGCCGAAAGCGAGAAGUAUCAGGUGGCUGACUAUGGCGAUGAUGGAUCCAGCCUGGUUGGAGAAGCGGAUGAAGAGGUUGUCGGUAACACAAGUGGAGGUGCACCAUUGGAGGCCAUGCGUACUCAGAUUGCGGCUUGA
Molecule: messenger RNA, 1605 nt
Organism: Colletotrichum tamarilloi
Lineage: Eukaryota; Fungi; Ascomycota; Sordariomycetes; Glomerellales; Glomerellaceae
Exons: 3
Coding region: 1-1605 (534 amino acids)
Source: RefSeq, a predicted model, not a curated record